This is a messenger RNA of Branchiostoma floridae (Florida lancelet), 2750 nucleotides long. Its product is annotated as ADP-ribosylation factor 1-like 2. Bases 228 to 776 code for a protein of 182 amino acids. Gene Ontology annotation, cellular component: cytoplasm; plasma membrane. The transcript is spliced from 5 exons. Gene Ontology annotation, biological process: intracellular protein transport; vesicle-mediated transport. Gene Ontology annotation, molecular function: GTP binding; GTPase activity. NCBI's taxonomy places the organism in Eukaryota, Metazoa, Chordata, Leptocardii, Amphioxiformes, Branchiostomatidae. The record is from RefSeq and is a predicted model, not a curated record.
GUAUUAACGUUAGAUCAUUUUCUGCAGAUUCUAAAGUGGUCGCCAGAUGUCGCAGGGGAGGGUGUGCGAUGUUCCGGUCACGUGGUAGGGGGUCACGCAAUUGAGCAUUACUCAGACCCCUCUGACGUGGCACAUGCAACGACACCUUUUCACAUCCGCCAUUUUGGAGACUGGUAUCUACCUGAGUCCUUUUUGUGACAAGCACCAGAUCAUACAAGCAAUCGACCAUGGGGAGCGUGUUCGGUAAGCUGUUCCAGGGCCUGUUUGGCAAGAAGGAGAUGCGCAUCCUGAUGGUGGGGUUGGACGCCGCCGGAAAGACGACCAUUUUGUACAAACUCAAGCUUGGAGAGAUUGUCACAACCAUUCCGACUAUUGGUUUUAAUGUAGAGACUGUUGAGUACAAGAACAUCAGUUUCACGGUAUGGGAUGUGGGUGGGCAGGACAAGAUCAGACCGCUGUGGCGUCACUAUUUCCAGAACACACAAGGCCUAAUCUUUGUGAUAGACAGCAAUGACAGGGAGCGUGCCACUGAGGCGAAGGAAGAGUUGAUGAGAAUGCUGCAGGAAGAUGAGCUCAGAGAUGCCGUAUUGUUAGUCUUUGCCAACAAGCAGGAUCUUCCGAAUGCCAUGAAUGCUGCAGAAAUCACGGACAAGUUGGCACUACAUAACCUCCGCAACCGACAAUGGUACAUCCAGGCCACAUGUGCAACAAGCGGAGACGGGCUAUACGAAGGGCUGGACUGGCUUUCCAACCAACUGAAAAACAACAAAAACUAGAUCCCAUCCCAGUAGAAACAUGGUUUUGGGCAGCUUGAGAAGGGGGCACUGUUCAACCUUGUAUAAAGCUAUCCCUGACAGACCCUUGUAGCUUUCCUUGUAGUUCUGUGAAGGAUUUCAUUGCUGUAUUGGCAGAACUCUUUUGUGUCAAUGGUAUAGUGACAAGAAAGCGCCAACUGAAGCAAAAAUAUUUUCCCAUUGUUAGAAAGCUAUAGCCAAUAUGACUACUCGUGAGCUAUUGUCACUGUGCACCUGUUUGCAGCCUUUUCACCUGUCUGUGUAGCUGUUCGCAGCAGCUGCAAUAGGUAAUGCACACAGUACCGCAGUCGUGUCAAAGCAAGUCAACCUUAAACUAAAAUUGUUUUAGCGUAAAAGCAAAAGACUGAAGGGAAGGAAAACUUUGGGAAGUAAGGAAGGAAAUGGAGAUCUCAGUCAUUCAGUUUUGAUUGUGUGACAUGUGGUACCAUUUGUACCUGCAAGGUGGCGCUAAUGAGUUGCUAAUUUUCCAGGUUGUGUGGGGCUAAACAUAAGCCUCUCCACAUGUACACAGAAUUGUAAGGAAAGCUGUAAGGGAUCCUUCAGGUUUGGAGUUAGUGAUAGUGUAAUCAUUUGUUACAUAGUGUAAGACAUUUUAGCACAAAAAAAAACAAGAAUCCAGUUUCCUCUCACUUUAAUUUUCAAGUUAUUAAUUGAGUGUUCUCUUGAGCCCAGACCAAAUUAUGGCACAUUAAAAGAAAACAAUAGUUGAUUAUAUAAUACUGCACAGAACCAGUCAACCCUUGCACACAUCUCAUUUGUACAUUUCUUGGUAGUUAGUUGGUUACUGGCACAUAUGAAAAACUAGAUACAACAGACAGUGCAGUGUUCAGCAAAAAGACUAUGUCCAAGUCAGGUCAGAUAAUUGUAUGGAUGACGUCUACAUAUACACUAAUAAUGGUAGGGUUAUAAUACACAGCAGAUGUAAAUUAUAUGUGAAAUAAACAAAACCACAGAAGUUUGUAUCAAGCAGACGUAAGUUGUUUUUAAGGACUGUUCGAAUGUUCAUUAACAAGCCAGAAGAAAGGGAUGUACCUAAAUCACUAUAUUGUGUAUUGUCUGUCUUUUAAUGCUACUAACAUAACUAAAUGUUUUGCCUUUUUUGCAUUGAAUUAUUACAGUUGGUGACGUCAUCCAUAGACUUUAUUAAAUGGCCUGUAGGAAAAGAAAGGAAACAAAAUUGGGGUUCAUUCUUAAACAGUACUGGGCAGUUUAGUGGUGAAUAUAUCGCACCAGACCUUCACUGUUGUUGGCUCGUGAGUAUCACACUGGUUGUGUGUUGUCCUCUAAACUUCUGUAACUGAACAACUUCAACUUGCUGGGCGAAGUAAAGAUGUGUUAGGUCUACCUAGAGUUGCGCUCGACUCCUUUUUGGGUGUUUGUUGGGAAAAUUAUGUUUAAAUAUGGUAUUCCUCACUAGCAGUCUGACAAUAGAAAGGCUCUUCUUUUCUUCCUAAAAAUGAUUAUUGUAAUUUUAAGGAAAGUCUGUUUGAGAGUUGUGAAAUGUGUAUAGUACUGGUAAAAGGUAGCAGCAACAAAACAUCCUGUAUUUGUAGUAUCCGACAACAAAGCACUAAUUGUCCGAAUUAUAAGAUGUGAUACGUGCAUUUGCAACAGAAGUUUUUUUUUAAAGGCAGUUUUGAAGGGUGUGAAAAAUCAUUAUUCUAACACACAAGAUUGCUCGGCUGUACAAAGGUGUAUCACACUGAUUUAAUAUUAUAUCUGGCAUGCUAAAUACAGUUGUCCUGAAAUUGUUUCAGACUUAACCUGACCUGAUUUAAGUACUGUUAGUGGAGAGAGAGGAUUGACUAUAGUGUAUAAUGUAUCUGUCAGACCUGUUCUAGAAAAAGAUGGAAAAGUUUGUCCAGGGAGUAAUGAUGAUUCUUUACCUUGUAUGUAUGCACUCUACAUCAAUAAACUUGCAAUUACUGCUGUCAA